UACCGUGGCAACCGUUCAGGGAAACGUGUAGCUAGGUAAACAUUUUCAGGACCAGCUUCUCGUCUUGUUGUUAUGGCUCAAGCUCAAGAAGAAAGCGUGAUUAUUAAAAACAUCACUCGUGAAAUAGUGCAGGAGUAUGAACAGCGCGGACAUCCGGUUUCGGACAUGCUGGCAACGUUUAUGGUGAAAGCUUUGCUGUUGGUGCCAGGAAAUGUAGAUCUCCAGAGACUUAAACAGGUCUGUCUACGUAAGCUCAUGGAAGAGAGCAGCCCAUCACUGGACACAAUCAAAAUGCAAGUGUAUUUUGACAUGAAUUAUACUCCACGAUGUACAUUUCUUGAGGAAAUCCAUGAUGUGCUUGUGUCCAAGCUAAGCACAUUGAGCCGAGAGAUCACAGACAGCAGAAUAAAAACCAGAUCUGAAUUAAAUGCUCUGUACCAUAAAAUCACCACCUACAUCCUGCUGCGAUCAGCUAUGGGCUCACCUACAGAUGUCAACGCUGUGGAAGAAGCCACAGCUGCCCUCCAGAGUAUCUUCCCCAAGACUGAACUUGGAGCCUUCAUAGUGCUGUUGAAGAGGGAGAAGGAACAGCUGCUUAAAGAGCUCACUCUGUUUGUGACAGGGAUCCGACUCUUCAAUAAAGUUAACAAGAAAGAAGAUGACGAGCUCAACAUCCACGAUUUAAUGCCUGCCACUCUUAACGAAGCUCUUCCAGUCACCAUUGAAAGCAUAAAAAAGAUGAUGAGUGUGACUCAGAGUUUGAUGUGGAAAUACACAGCUGUGCUGGAGAAGCUAACAGACCCUGACUUCCAGUCUGGACAGCAGCAUGUGCCCAUUGUCCUGCUCAAACAGGCUCUCUACAACUUCAGGCAGCACGAGGUUUUCCUCAAAAUCUUACUGAAUGAUGCAUGUUUAUGUGCCAAACACAUUGAAAGUCUGCAGGCUGAAAUCUGGUCUCAGCUGAAGCUGCUCAAACAGAAAGUGAAACCAAAGACCGCUGUACCAACUGCAGUAGUGUCUCCUUUAUUUAUGGUCCUGUCAAAGUUGUGGUUUGAAGUUCAGGAUGAGGCUGAACUGCUGACCAGCCUUGGAAACCUCACCGUCGGUCUUCAACCUUUCCUCACCUCUCAGGCAAAGUCUUUCUCUGAGUUAUAUCCUGACAGCCUGCUGGAGGCAGCAAAGGUGAAGACGGAUGAACAGAGAAGGGCAGAGUCAGAUGAGCCUAUCAGUGAAACUCAGUGGAAGACCAAAGAAUGGCUCCUGCCUGAAACUACAUCCAGUUUUAAUGAGCUGCCGCUACAGUAUAGUGGAUUCUGUGGUUACAUGCUUGUAAAAAGAGAUGGCAUCCUUCUUCCAGGCAAUCCAAACAUUGGAGUCCUGAAACACAAGGAAAAGCUCUAUGCUUUCAGCUCCAAAGAAGCUGCCUUGGAAUUUGCCGCUUGUCCAGAUGACUUCAUCGCUGAAGUGGCAGAAAAAACCAAACAUUUUCCUGAACUUCUUCAACUUCUCCAACUCAGUCAGCAGUUUUCCUGUGUCAGUGCAAACGCCGAGAAGCAGGAGGAGGAGAGUUUAUUGGUGAAGUCCAUCAUCAAAUGUGAGAUUGGCACACAAACAGUCCUCCACCCCACAGAGUCGAACAUUGACAAGUCAUAUGAGUGGAAUAACUGGGAGCUUCGACGACAAGCUCUCAAAUUGGCUGAUCUUCGGACCAAAGUCACACACUCUGUUCAGACUGACCUGAGCCACAUGAGGCGGGAAAACGCCACGCAGACCUGGCUGCCUAAAGAUGCUGCAUCUCAAAGCAAGAAAGAUGGUGGAAGUAAUGUACCCAAACCUCAGAUCUACCUAGCAGGUCUGAGGGGACAAAGAGGUCCACCGGUAGUUAAAACAGACCUGACAAGAUCUGUUGAUGAUUAACCCCCUGAGACACAGGGGAAAAUAUUAAUAUUAAGACAGUAAAUGAAGAAAUUACAAAGAAUUCUCUGGUUCUGGGUACCAGGGACAUUUCUGUCUGAACUUUAAAACUGCAAUUUGUUAGCCUUUUUUCUGAAAAGAUGAAAAAUACCAGCUAAAAUUCUGGGCAACAACAUAACCCCCCCCUUUUUUUUAUUUUGUUUUGUGUACAGAAUUAUUCUAAAUUGUGAUUUUCAAUUUCUUUCAGCUACCAAACAGGGUUAUUCGAACAUGCAUGUGCAACAAAACAACAGCAAUAAAUAAACAAACAUUUGUCUAAAGGCACACGGUUACUGAAAUAUAGCCAUAAAAAUGUAAAGAAUUUUAACUAAUUAGAACAUCAAAAAAUAUUUAAAGUCUAAAAUGGUAAAACUCUAAAGUCUCAACACAUACAGCACGAAAUCACAGCAGAUCAUAAAUGGUAGAGCAGGAAACAGUUUCUGGUCUUUGUAACUCACACAAACAGGUUCACUUGCUUGACAGAUGGUUUGUCUUUGCAUCCAUCUUCUCUGCACCAUGACGAAUGCACUCCCUGCUUCAGCUUUGGCAAAUGGUUGCGGAUGAACAGGGGCCUCCUGUUUGAUGGAAGACACUCAGCAUUGUAGUUAUCUCAUCGCUAUCGUCGCUGGCCACAUUGUUAGCCUGGUGACGUCCUGCCUGAGCAAUCAUCUCUUCAGCCAGCUGCAGCCUGAAGUCAAAGUACUGCACCCUCUCCUUCUCUGGUUUUCCAGAAACGUUUUGGUCCGACCUGUACUCCAUCCAGCUGUUUGUUGUGGCUGUACAGUCUGUUUUCUUGUGCGGCUUGACAUUGGGUAGAAGCUGAUCAUGCGGUCGCACAAAUCAACACUAUCUUAUUUUUUUUAUUUGGCUACAACAGCUAGUCGA
Melanotaenia boesemani (Boeseman's rainbowfish) is the source of this 2838-nucleotide messenger RNA. RefSeq names its product cilia and flagella associated protein 206 (gene cfap206). The record is from RefSeq and is a predicted model, not a curated record. Gene Ontology annotation, biological process: regulation of cilium beat frequency; regulation of flagellated sperm motility; sperm axoneme assembly. Bases 73 to 1917 code for a protein of 614 amino acids. NCBI's taxonomy places the organism in Eukaryota, Metazoa, Chordata, Actinopteri, Atheriniformes, Melanotaeniidae. The transcript has 12 exons. Gene Ontology annotation, cellular component: ciliary basal body; axoneme.